GCUUCCCAAAACCCAACAAGUCUUAUCCGUAUCCAACGAUCAGAAAUUCUCUGAAGGCGAGUCCCUCCAUUAAAUCCAUCAUCUUCCUUGUAUAUCCACUUUUAAAAACCACUUACUCUCUACUCUCCAGAUAACAAAGCAAAGCUGGUACGACAAUGGCACUUUCUGCUUCAGCCAUCACAUCCCCUAAAAAUCGUUUCACCAUUCAUAAACCCCUUUUACCCUCUAGACGCAUUUCUCAUUUAUCACCAUUUUCUUGUUUUUCUUGUUUAUCAAAUAAUAAAGAAUUAAAUUUCUCAUCGAAUUCAGUUUCCACAAGAAAGAAAUGCAUAUUUGAUAUGGGUAUUGGACUUCUAGCUGCUUCAAUUCUUGCUUUUACUCCAAUGGAUGCCAAUGCUACUCGUAUUGAGUACUAUGCUACUGUAGGAGACCCUUUAUGUGACUUCAAUUUUGUUCGCUCUGGUCUUGGUUAUUGUGAUAUUUCUGUUGGGUCUGGUCAGGAAGCUCCAUAUGGUCAGCUUGUUAAUGUUCAUUAUACCGCAAGAUUUGCUGAUGGGAUAGUUUUUGACAGUAGUUACAAACGGGGUAGACCUCUCACCAUGCGCAUUGGUGUUGGUAAGGUCAUUAAGGGGUUGGAUCAGGGAAUUCUUGGUGGUGAAGGAGUACCACCAAUGCAGAUAGGUGGGAAACGUAAGCUCCAGAUUCCUCCACACUUAGCAUAUGGGCCCGAACCUGCAGGAUGCUUUUCAGGUGACUGCAAUAUCCCUGGAAAUGCAACUCUUGUGUAUGAUAUCAAUCUUCUUGGUAUCUACUCCGGAAAUAGAAAAUGAAGUCCUUGUUCAUAUGGUGACAAAUAGAUGAAAUUCUUGUGAAUAAUGAAAAAUGGAGGUUGAUUACCGUUUCAACUUUUUAUCAAAAACUUAAAAAGUUCUCUAAAAUUUUAAAACAAGGUCAAUGAUGGUAUCAGAAGGGCCAUGGUGCUAUAAAAAGGCAAGCUUUAGUCCUGUGGGCAGACUGAGGUCACUACUAUUAGUAGCUCAGGUUAGAUACACAUUCAGACUCACUGGUUAUGCUUUGAAUGUGUCAACUAUUUAGCUGAGCAAUUAUGCAUUAAUCUUACUUGAGAGUGAGAGGCCACCAAGUUUUUAAUGUUAUGUAUAUGAUAAGCAUGAUUCAUGAACUUUUUUCUUUCAAUUCUCAUGAUAAUUUUUUUCCACUUUACCUGCAAGCCUUGUUUUUCAAACAGUUCUGCAAAUUAUCUGAUUAAAAUGCUAGAUAAUGCAGCUUAAAACAUUUUAUAGGUACAUGCUGCUUAUCAUAAAGAUAUCUGGGCUGCAGUGUAAUCUUUUGCCGUCACUGUACUAAUAUGCUUCCUUUUCUUUUGUACUUCGAAUUUUCUUGCAAUGCUUCUGUUACACUUUGAAUUUACUCGGAAUUGGUUAUUUCUCAUAGUUUAGAGAAAAUGGAAACUUCUUAUUCGGCUCGGAUCAAAUUUUACUUCCAAGUUUGAUGGUUCACAUUAUUUGCCCUUACUAAGAAGAUGAGCAUAUCAUACUGUUUCUCUCGCAGAGGUUGGAAUUCUCUAUCUUCCUUUGUACAUAGUAUGAGACAUGAACUUUGUAUCUAGCUAUCUUUUAAAUUUGAAUUAUUUAGUUGAUUUUUCAAGCUUCCACUUUUUUUUUUCCUGAAUUAUGCAAGUGGUGAGCCUUUGUACC
Messenger RNA from Jatropha curcas, 1715 nucleotides. RefSeq names its product FK506-binding protein 16-2 (gene PNSL4). NCBI's taxonomy places the organism in Eukaryota, Viridiplantae, Streptophyta, Magnoliopsida, Malpighiales, Euphorbiaceae. Gene Ontology annotation, molecular function: peptidyl-prolyl cis-trans isomerase activity. The record is from RefSeq and is a predicted model, not a curated record. Gene Ontology annotation, cellular component: chloroplast.